Camellia sinensis is the source of this 1826-nucleotide messenger RNA. Its product is annotated as serine carboxypeptidase-like 21. Gene Ontology annotation, biological process: proteolysis; secondary metabolic process. The record is from RefSeq and is a predicted model, not a curated record. NCBI's taxonomy places the organism in Eukaryota, Viridiplantae, Streptophyta, Magnoliopsida, Ericales, Theaceae. Gene Ontology annotation, molecular function: serine-type carboxypeptidase activity; acyltransferase activity, transferring groups other than amino-acyl groups.
CUCGCAACUUGCAUUGCAUGGUUUGCUAAUUAUCAACCCAAAAGUUUCUUCAAGUUAUGUAUAAUUAAUUCGUUUUAUUUUAUGUUUAUGUUUGUGUCAAGAAUUGUAAAGAAAACAGUGAGAUAGGCAGGCAUGAUGGGCAUGGAGAAGUUAAUAGUAAUUUUGAAGAUAUCAUCAGUUUGGUGCUUGCUUUUGGGAUGUGAGAUUAUUAUCGUUGAAGCAGCACCAAAGGCCUCUCGGAUUAAAAGCCUUCCAGGAUUCAAUGGCACCUUUCCUUCAAAACACUACUCUGGGUAUGUAACCAUAAAUGGAGAUAUUGCUCCCUCGAAGAACCUUUUCUACUACUUUGUAGUGUCGGAAAGAAAUCCAAGAGAUGAUCCGGUAGUUCUAUGGCUCAAUGGUGGUCCAGGUUGCUCUAGCUUUGAUGGCUUCGUCUAUGAACACGGACCAUUCAAUUUCGAAGCAGGGAAAACGGAAGGAAGCCUGCCUAAAUUGCAUCUCAAUCCAUACAGCUGGUCUAAGGUUUCAAACAUGAUAUACUUGGACUCCCCUGCCGGUGUUGGAUUCUCUUACUCUAAAAAUACGACAAUUUACAAGACAGGAGACUUGCAAACAGCCUCCGAUACUCAUGAUUUUCUAAUCAAGUGGUUCAAUCUAUACCCGAAAUUCGUUUCCAACCCAUUUUACAUUGCGGGGGAGUCCUAUGGCGGCGUUUAUGUGCCAACUCUCACUUCUCAAGUAUUAAAAGGACUCAUAGCUGGUGAGAAGCCCAUCAUCAAUUUGAAGGGCUACAUAGUGGGCAAUGGGGUCGCAGAUGAAAUAUUUGAUGGCAAUGGUCUUGUCCCAUUUGCACAUGGAAUGGCCCUUAUCCCUGAUGAGAUGUAUGAGGAAGCUAUGACUAGUUGCAAAGGAAACUACUAUAACCCCCCGAACAAUAAGUGUGAAAUCGCAGUUGAAAAAGUUAAUGUGGCUAUAGAUGGUUUAAACUUGUAUGACAUCUUGGAGCCCUGCUACCAUAGGCCAACAACAACAUCAGAAGAUGCAAAUGGAAACAAAAACACAACUUCAAGUACCAUACCAUUAAGUUUCAAGCAAUUAGGGGUGACAGAGAAGCCUCUUGCUGUCAGAAAACGGAUUUAUGGCCGCGCAUGGCCUUUUCGAGCACCAGUAAAAGUUGGAGUUAUUCCAAUGUGGCCUGAGUUAAUGAAAAGUGCUGGCAUUGACGUUCCAUGCACGGAUGAUACAGUAGCCACAGCAUGGCUGAACAAUGAUGCAGUUAGAAAAGCAAUACAUGUGAACCAGGGAAGUGGAAGUUGGAGCUUAUGUACAAAUGACCUAUUAUACAAUGGGGACGCUGGAAGCAUAAUUCCGUACCACAAAAACCUCACUGCUCAAGGAUAUCGUGCACUUAUAUACAGUGGAGAUCAUGAUAUGUGUGUUCCAUACACCGGAAGCCAAGCAUGGAUUAGGUCUCUUGGGUAUAAGAUUACAGAUGAAUGGAGACCUUGGAUGACUAAUGAUCAAGUUGCUGGGUACACACAAGGAUAUGAUAAUGGCCUCACCUUUCUCACCAUCAAGGGAGCUGGACACACCGUACCUGAAUACAAGCCAAGAGAAGCGUUGCACUUUUAUAGCAAUUGGUUAGAAGGAAAACAAAUAUGAUUGGGAGACAAAAUUCGAAGUUGAUGGAAAUAUUGAAAGAAAUAAUCUUUAAACUCACAUUAAUUCAGCAGAUUUUCAAAAGUUUAUCAAUGCAAAUGAGAACAUUCAUGAUUCGUAAAAAGAAAUGAAGAUGAAGAAAUUUUAAUAAAAGAAUGGAUUUUAUA